This is a messenger RNA of Trypanosoma rangeli, 576 nucleotides long. RefSeq lists its product as uncharacterized. Bases 1 to 576 code for a protein of 191 amino acids. Lineage: Eukaryota; Euglenozoa; Kinetoplastea; Trypanosomatida; Trypanosomatidae. The record is from RefSeq and is a predicted model, not a curated record. The transcript has a single exon.
AUGAGGCGGAAUGUGGAGGUGGCCGGGGUUCACCUGGCGGAUUGCACGCUGCUGUACUGCCGCCACGAACUCGCGCUUGAGGAGAAGAAGGCGGCCGCCACCGAGGCGCAAAAGGAUUGCAAGUCCCAAGCAACGGGGAACUCCAAAAACGCUGGAAGCACCGCAAAGCAACUGGCCUCCCCGUACGUCCGUGUGGACGGGGAGCUAAUUUCCACGAACAUUGCCAUGGCCAGUCUAUUCCGCGCCGAGGCGGAGCGCAAGGAGCGCUUGGCUUUAAAGGCGCGACAAGAAAAGGAGCGGGCUGCCUUGUGUGUCCUUCACGACGGAAUGCGAGAAACGAUUAUUGACCAGUGGAUACUUGGGAUAGAAAAGUUAGUGCUUGUGGAAAAAGAGGAGCGUCGAAGAGCUCAGUGUCGGGAGCGGUCCCGACGGACCUCGGAUUGGCGAGAUGCUCUGGUAGAGCAACACCUAGCGGACGAAGUACGGCUGUGGGCGGAUGAGGAGCAACGGAUGACGCGCGAACGAAACGAGGGCAGAGCGGCGCAUCGUCAGCGAGUCACACUGAGACGGAAGUGA